CCGCUUUUAGGACUGCAUAUUCUCAGGGGUACGAUCAAAGCACGUUGGCAACUUAUGAAAACGGAACAAACAGCUGGGAAUAUUUUAGUCUUUGUUGCAUACAGUAUGUCAAAUACUUCUGCUGUUCACCCAAUACUUCUGUUAUUUACCAAAUACUUCUGCCGUUCACCAAAUACUUCUGUUAUUUACCAAAUACUUCUGCCGUUCACCAAAUACUUCUGUUAUUUACCAAAUACUUCUGCCGUUCACCAAAUACUUCUGCCGUUCACCAAAUACUUCUGCCGUUCACCAAAUACUUCUGCUGUUCACCAAGUACUUCUGUUAUUUACCAAAUACUUCUGCCGUUCACCAAAUACUUCUGCCGUUCACCAAAUACUUCUGCCGUUCACCAAAUACUUCUGCCGUUCACCAAAUACUUCUGCCGUUCACCAAAUACUUCUGCCGUUCACCAAAUACUUCUGCCGUUCACCAAAUACUUCUGCUGUUCACCAAGUACUUCUGUUAUUUACCAAAUACUUCUGCCGUUCACCAAAUACUUCUGCCGUUAAUAAUAAUAAUAUAUGCCAUUUAGCAGACGCUUUUAUCCAAAGCGACUUACAGUCAUGUGUGCAUACAUUCUACGUAUGGGUGGUCCCGGGAAUCGAACCCACUACCAUGGCGUUACAAGCGCCAUGCUCCACCAAAUACUUCUGCCGUUCACCAAAUACUUCUGCCGUUCACCAAAUACUUCUGCCGUUCACCAAAUACUUCUGCUGUUCACCAAGUACUUCUGUUAUUUACCAAAUACUUCUGCCGUUCACCAAAUACUUCUGCCGUUCACCAAAUGCUUCUGCCAUUCACAAAAUACUUCUGUUAUUUACCAAAUACUUCUGCUGUUCACCAAAUACUUCUGCCGUUAAUAAUAAUAAUAUAUGCCAUUUAGCAGACGCUUUUAUCCAAAGCGACUUACAGUCAUGUGUGCAUACAUUCUACGUAUGGGUGGUCCCGGGAAUCGAACCCACUACCAUGGCGUUACAAGCGCCAUGCUCCACCAAAUACUUCUGCCGUUCACCAAAUACUUCUGCCGUUCACCAAAUACUUCUGCUGUUCACCAAGUACUUCUGUUAUUUACCAAAUACUUCUGCCGUUCACCAAAUACUUCUGCUGUUCACCAAGUACUUCUGUUAUUUACCAAAUACUUCUGCCGUUCACCAAAUACUUCUGCCGUUCACCAAAUACUUCUGCCGUUCACCAAAUACUUCUGCCGUUCACCAAAUACUUCUGUUAUUUACCAAAUAAUUCUGCUAUUUACCAAAUAAUUCUGCUAUUUACCAAAUACUUCUGCCGUUCACCAAAUACUUCUGUUGUUUACCAAAUACUUCUGUUGUUUACCAAAUACUUCUGUUAUUUACCAAAUACUUCUGGUGUUCACCAAGGCCCUGAUUCCAGGUUUAAACUGUUACAUGUGGUCUCAGUUCCAUAAUGAUUCCGAUGUGCAAUCAUUUGGAACAGGUAGCCUAACAUGAUCUAAUAUGAUCCACUCAUGUUAGCGACCCUCAGGAACAACUACACAGAGGAAGGGAAGGUAAACGGAAUGGAAUGAUGCUAAAUGUAAGCUACAAAUGUAAAACUAACACUAAAGUGGCAGUUAUAAAUGUAUGUGGGUAUUACUGAUGGUGGCUCCCGAUAAGUGGCUAAUAUUUAACAUGAUACAAAUUGGAAAAAUAAAACGGAGAAAAACCUGGUCAUAAUUAAAACAUUGUAAUGUGUAUACAUCAACUCAGCAGGUUCAUCCCUACAGAAGCCUAUAGCUUGGGUGUCCAAAUUUAAUCCACGCAAAUUACGAGGGCACACAAUUACAAUUCUGAGUAACAGCACAGCUAUUUUAUAGCCUAUUUCACGGUGGAAAAGGAUCUGCAAUACAGCGUAGCCCAGUGGUUAGAGCAGGUAGCCUAGUGGUUAGAGGGGGAGGCAGGUAGCCUAGUGGUUAGAGGGGGAGGCAGGUAGCCUAGUGGUUAGAGGGGGAGGCAGGUAGCCCAGUGGUUAGAGGGGGAGGCAGGUAGCCCAGUGGUUAGAGGGGGAGGCAGGUAGCCCAGUGGUUAGAGGGGGAGGCAGGUAGCCUAGUGGUUAGAGGGGGAGGCAGGUAGCCUAGUGGUUAGAGCAGGUAGCCUAGUGGUUAGAGGGGGAGGCAGGUAGCCUAGUGGUUAGAGCAGGCAGCCUAGUGGUUAGAGGGGGAGGCAGGUAGCCUAGUGGUUAGAGCAGGUAGCCUAGUGGUUAGAGCAGGUAGCCCAGUGG
Molecule: messenger RNA, 2274 nt
Organism: Oncorhynchus keta (chum salmon)
Lineage: Eukaryota; Metazoa; Chordata; Actinopteri; Salmoniformes; Salmonidae
Exons: 2
Coding region: 55-1278 (407 amino acids)
Source: RefSeq, a predicted model, not a curated record